Tetrahymena thermophila SB210 is the source of this 1626-nucleotide messenger RNA. Its product is annotated as tetratricopeptide repeat protein. Lineage: Eukaryota; Ciliophora; Oligohymenophorea; Hymenostomatida; Tetrahymenidae. The transcript has a single exon. The record is from RefSeq and is a predicted model, not a curated record. Gene Ontology annotation, molecular function: protein binding.
AUGAACAGAUUGAUAGAUCUGUUUAAACGAUUAAGUUUGCUUAAGAAAGAAAAAGUUGCUAAUUAAAAUCAAAUAUAUCUUUUUCAUUUGAAACACUAUCUAUCUAGCGCCAAAUUAUUUAAAUUAUUAAUUCAAUAAUAAAUUAGUGAAUAUUGUGAAAAUAUGUCUAUGUUUAACGUAGCUUAAGACUACAUAGAUUUUACAAGCGAAUAAGCUUAUGGACUCAAAGAUUCAAAUUAAAAUUAAAAAAGUCAUAAAUUUUUCAAAGUUUUGUAGAAGCUUACUGUAGGUGAAAAAAGAAAUGAUUAUAUUUUAGAGAGGGUUAAGGGUUAAUUAGUAUAAUGCCCUAUUGAACAAAAUAAUAUUUUGAGAAGAGGAAUUAAGUACAAUAAUUAUUCUGAACUUAAUUUUGAAUAUAUUGCUUAAAAUUACAAAUUAUAGAAGAAGUACAGACUAGCUAUGCGCUAUUUGGAUAUAGGUCUCUCUGUAUAUCCAAAAUCACACUAAUUAAUACUCGAAAAAGGUAGUCUUUUAAUAGAAAUGAAAUAAUAUAAUGAAGCUAUAAAAGCUCUUUAAUACGGACUUCAGAUGAUUGAGAAAAAUCAAGAGCUAUCUGAUAGGAUAGUAGAAUAGAAAUUUGUGGGUCUUUAUAAUUUGGGUAUAGCAUAUGAGGAAGAUGAUUGCUUAGAGAUAGCCCUAACUUAUUAUGAGUAAUGCUAAUAAAUUGAUGAUUAAGACUAUGAUGUUCUUUAUUCUAUGAUAGGUAUCUAUUCUGAUUUAGAAUAGCAUUAAUCAGCGCUGAAUAUCCUUUAUUCAAUCAUUGAACUCAAUCCUGUUGAAAUAAAAGCCUUUAUAGAGAUUUCAAGAAUAUUUGUCUAGAUGCAAGAUAACGAAAGUAUGCAAAGAUAAAUGAAUAACUUAAUUGAAAUAAAUGAAGGUAAUGAUGAAGAGUUAGCCUAAGUUUAUAUUCAAUGGUCAGAGCUACUUUUGAGUUUAGAUAUGGCCAAAGAAGCUUUAGAUAAAACUUACCUAGCUUAAAAAGUUUAUAAUAAAGAUCAAAAAAUUUUAAUUACUCAGGCUAAAGUACUUUCAUACCUAGGUAGACAUGAAGAAGCUUUAAACACUCUUUAAGUGUAUUAUGAAAGAAAUCCUUCAGACCAUAAUGUCCUUUGCUUAAUUGCAAACGAAUAUUUAUAAAUAGGUUGCAAAGAAAGAGCUUUACAAUUGUUUUAGUCUGCUAUAAACAUUUCAAAUUAAUAAGAACCUCAAUACUAUUAUAUGUUAGGAAGAGCUCAUUACUAUUGUAAUGAAUAUGAAAAAGCAAUAGAAAAUCUCAAUAUAAACUAAGAAAAAUCUAAUUAAUAUAUGCUAUAAUGUUAAAUUUUGCUUGCUCAUUCCUACUCACAUCUUAAAUAGAAUGCAAAAGCAAUAGAGUUGUAUGAAUAAUCCAUUUAGCUUAUAAGUAGAAAAAAUAUAAACAGAUUAAAAAAACUAAUAACCCUUCAUGAAUUUAAUUAAUAUUUAAAGUAUAACUAGGAUAAAUAUAAUUUAAAGUCGCAUGAAGAAAUCCAACAUUAUCUCCAAAUAAGACUUAUAAAUUUAAAAAAUAUUGCAGAACGCUUUUGA